AUGGGUCACGAAGAUGCUGUUUACCUGGCCAAGCUCGCCGAGCAGGCUGAGCGCUACGAGGAGAUGGUCGAGAAUAUGAAGGUUGUCGCCUCCUCCGAUGUAGAGCUCACCGUUGAAGAGCGGAAUCUUCUUUCUGUUGCCUACAAGAAUGUCAUCGGUGCCCGCCGUGCCUCUUGGAGAAUUGUCACCUCGAUUGAGCAAAAAGAGGAGUCCAAGGGCAACGAGUCCCAGGUCGCUCUCAUCAAGGAGUACCGCCAGAAGAUCGAGGCCGAACUCGCCAAGAUCUGCCAGGACAUCUUGGACGUUCUCGACCAGCACUUGAUCAAGUCUGCCCAGAGCGGCGAGUCUAAGGUCUUUUACCACAAGAUGAAGGGUGAUUACCACCGUUACCUCGCCGAGUUCGCUAUCGGCGACGGUCGCAAGGGUGCCGCCGAUUCCUCCCUUGAGGCUUACAAGGCUGCCACCGAGGUUGCCCAGACCGACCUUGCUCCUACCCACCCCAUCCGUCUCGGCCUGGCCCUUAACUUCUCCGUCUUCUACUACGAGAUCCUCAACUCUCCCGACCAGGCUUGCCACCUUGCCAAGCUUGCUUUCGACGAUGCUAUUGCCGAGCUCGACACCCUGAGCGAAGAGAGCUACAAGGACUCCACCCUGAUCAUGCAGCUCCUCAGGGAUAACCUGACCCUCUGGACCUCCUCCGAGGCCGAGCCUGCUGCCGAGAACGCCCCCGCCGAGAAGAAGGAGGAAGCCCCUGCCGCCGAGGGUGAGGAGAAGCCUGCCGAGUAA
Aspergillus mulundensis is the source of this 786-nucleotide messenger RNA. Its product is annotated as 14-3-3 family protein. NCBI's taxonomy places the organism in Eukaryota, Fungi, Ascomycota, Eurotiomycetes, Eurotiales, Aspergillaceae. Bases 1 to 786 code for a protein of 261 amino acids. The transcript has 5 exons. Gene Ontology annotation, cellular component: cytoplasm. Gene Ontology annotation, biological process: signal transduction. The record is from RefSeq and is a predicted model, not a curated record.